This is a messenger RNA of Dendrobium catenatum, 3429 nucleotides long. RefSeq names its product 110 kDa U5 small nuclear ribonucleoprotein component CLO. Gene Ontology annotation, biological process: mRNA splicing, via spliceosome. Gene Ontology annotation, molecular function: GTPase activity; GTP binding; U5 snRNA binding. Gene Ontology annotation, cellular component: U4/U6 x U5 tri-snRNP complex; U2-type catalytic step 2 spliceosome; cytosol. The transcript has 10 exons. NCBI's taxonomy places the organism in Eukaryota, Viridiplantae, Streptophyta, Magnoliopsida, Asparagales, Orchidaceae. Bases 127 to 3120 code for a protein of 997 amino acids. The record is from RefSeq and is a predicted model, not a curated record.
CCAAUGUAGGCGUGCCAGCAGCACGAGCACGUUUUAAUUCUCAGUCCUCGCUUCCUUUACCCUCCCGGCGGCAAAACCCUUCAUUCCUGUUGUUUCUUCUUCUCCUCUGCGAAAACCCUAGCUCCAAUGGACGACAAUUUGUACGACGAGUUCGGCAACUAUAUCGGCCCCGAUAUCGACUCUGACCGAGAUUCCGACGAUGACGAAGACUCAAACGAUGCAGUCGGCAAGUCCCCCGGCGGCGAAUCUCUCCAUUCCGAUGAGGAAGGCGCCUCACCCGUCUCUGCUUCCAAUGGUUGGAUGACCUCCACCGGUGGCGGACUCGAUGACAUGGACACCGAUCCCUCCGCUUCGCAAAUCGUUCUUGCGGAGGACAAGAAGUACUACCCGACAGCCGAGGAGGUCUAUGGCGACGGUGUCGAAGCUCUCGUCAUGGAUGAGGAUGAGCAGCCCCUUGAGCAGCCGAUAAUCAAGCCUGUUCGUUCCAUCAAGUACGAGGUUAGCUCUAAGGAGUCGUCCACUUAUGUCUCCACUGAGUUCCUCCUCGGUCUUGCCUCCAACCCUGCCCUCGUUCGAAAUGUUGCGCUCGUUGGUCACCUCCAACACGGGAAGACUGUGUUUAUGGACAUGCUUGUUGAACAGACCCAUGGGAUUUCGACCUUCGAUACGGAGAGGGAACGGCACAUGAGGUACACGGAUACCAGGAUCGAUGAGCAGGAGAGGCAGAUAUCCAUUAAGGCUGUGCCCAUGUCCCUUGUGCUAGAAGACAGCAAUGCUAAGUCCUACCUCUGCAAUAUAAUGGACACUCCCGGGCAUGUUAACUUCUCCGACGAGAUGACAGCGGCACUACGGCUUGCGGAUGGGGCGGUACUAAUUGUGGAUGCUGGUGAAGGUGUAAUGGUAAAUACUGAGCGGGCUAUACGUCAUGCUAUACAAGAGAGGCUUCCCAUUGUAGUUGUGAUGAAUAAAGUUGAUAGGCUAAUUACUGAACUAAGGCUACCUCCAAAUGAUGCUUAUUUUAAGCUGAGGCAUACAUUGGAAGUAAUCAAUGACUUGAUCACUUCAUUCUCCACCACUGCUGGAGGCACCCAGAUUAUUGACCCUGCAGCUGGAAACGUUUGCUUUGCUGGUGCGAAUGCGGGAUGGUCUUUCACAUUGCAGUCAUUUGCUAAAUUAUACGUGAAGCUUCAUGGUAUCCCAUUUGACUCUUCAAAGUUUGCUUCACGUUUGUGGGGAGAUGUUUACUAUCAUCCUGACAGGACCUUUAAAAAGAAGCCCCCGCCUGGUGGGGGUGAAAGGUCAUUUGUUCAAUUUAUUCUUGAACCAUUGUACAAAAUUUAUAGCCAAGUCAUUGGAGAGCAUAAAAGGAGUGUUGAGUCAACUCUUGCAGAAUUAGGUGUAACUCUGAGUAAUGCAGCUUAUAAAUUAAAUGUUCGACCUUUACUUAGAUUGGCUUGCAGCUCUGUCUUUGGAUCAGCGACUGGUUUCACUGACAUGCUUGUUCAACACAUUCCUUCUGCCAAAGAUGCUGCAGCCAAGAAGGUAGAGCACAUAUACACAGGGCCUCAGGACUCUUAUGUUGCCGAGGCAAUGAAAGACUGUGAUCCAUCAGGAGUUCUGAUGGUUAAUGUUACCAAACUAUAUCCGAAGUCGGAUUGCAGCGUAUUUGAUGCUUUUGGGCGAGUUUACAGUGGGACCAUUCAGACUGGUCAGACCAUUCGCGUCCUCGGUGAAGGGUAUUCACCGGAUGAUGAAGAGGACAUGACUGUCAAAGAGGUCUCAAAACUUUGGGUUUAUCAGGCUCGGUACCGUAUCCCUAUUAGCAAAGCUCCUGCUGGUUCAUGGGUUCUUAUAGAAGGUGUUGAUGCAUCAAUCAUGAAGACUGCAACAUUGUGCCCUAUGGAUAUGGAUGACGAGAUUUAUAUUUUUAGGCCUCUUCGGUUCAAUACAUUGCCAGUUGUUAAGACUGCAACAGAACCAUUGAAUCCAAGCGAGCUACCCAAGAUGGUGGAGGGUCUGCGGAAAAUUAGCAAGAGUUACCCUCUGGCAGUCACCAAGGUUGAGGAGUCAGGAGAACACACUAUUCUUGGGACAGGAGAGAUAUAUCUUGAUUCAAUUAUGAAGGACCUCAGAGAGCUUUAUUCUGAAGUGGAAGUUAAAGUAGCAGAUCCAGUAGUCACUUUCUGUGAAACAGUUGUGGAAUCAUCUUCGAUGAAGUGUUAUGCUGAAACACCCAAUAAAAAGAACAAAAUAACUAUGAUAUCCGAGCCACUAGAGAGGGGAGUCGCUGAAGAUAUUGAGAAUGGUGUUGUCAGCAUUGACUGGAGUCAAAAGAAAAUUGGCGAUUUCUUUCAAAAAAGGUACGAGUGGGAUCUACUUUCUGCGAGGUCAAUUUGGGCAUUUGGACCAGAUAAGCAGGGGCCUAACAUCUUAUUGGAUGAUACCCUUCCUAGUGAAGUUGACAAAAAUCUUCUCAAUGCUGUGAAGGACUCCAUCGUUCAGGGAUUCCAAUGGGGAGCUCGAGAAGGGCCUCUUUGUGAUGAACCUAUUCGGAAUGUGAAGUUCAAGAUCUUGGAUGCUUCUAUUGCUUCUGAGCCUCUUCAUAGAGGUGGUGGUCAGAUUAUUCCGACUGCUCGACGUGUGGCCUAUACUGCUUUUCUCAUGGCAACCCCAAGGCUUAUGGAACCUGUUUACUAUGUUGAGAUCCAAACUCCAAUCGAUUGUGUAUCUGCAAUCUACACUGUAUUAUCUCGAAGGCGAGGCCAUGUAACUGCUGAUGUGCCAAAGCCUGGGACCCCUGCGUAUAUUGUGAAAGCUUUCCUACCAGUUAUCGAGUCAUUUGGCUUUGAAACAGAUUUGAGGUACCAUACUCAGGGUCAGGCGUUCUGCCUCUCAGUUUUUGAUCACUGGGCCAUAGUGCCUGGUGAUCCACUUGAUAAAAAUAUUGUGCUACGCCCUCUUGAACCAGCACCUAUUCAGCAUCUUGCUCGUGAGUUUAUGGUCAAAACAAGGCGUAGGAAGGGUAUGAGCGAGGAUGUGAGCAUCAGCAAAUUCUUUGAUGAAUCUAUGAUGAAUGAGCUAGCUCAGCAGGAUGCAGAGUUACAUCUCCAGAUGACAUAAAAGCUCAUCAUUGGGCACUAUUUGUGUAUCUUGCUUGCGUAAGGUACAAUUAAGUCCAUGAAAGAUGCUUCUUCAGUAGAUUUUAGGUAUGGCUUUCAAAAUUUUGAACUCUUGCUCUUUCAUUGUCUGCUUUUUCAUAGGGGUAUUAUUUGAUGGUUUAUGGCACAUCGAUUGGAGGGUAUGAAGUUAAAUUUAGGAGUUAUUUGAUUAUGAGUAUUUAAAAUACAUCUGUAUUCUAAAUGCAAUGUAAAUUGAAUACACUGUAUUUUAAUUUCCUUAGGUAUUUUGAUUGGUUGAAAUCUAUAAAAA